Messenger RNA from Exaiptasia diaphana, 2495 nucleotides. RefSeq names its product synaptotagmin-7. NCBI's taxonomy places the organism in Eukaryota, Metazoa, Cnidaria, Anthozoa, Actiniaria, Aiptasiidae. Gene Ontology annotation, molecular function: calcium ion binding; calcium-dependent phospholipid binding; SNARE binding. The transcript has 7 exons. The record is from RefSeq and is a predicted model, not a curated record. Gene Ontology annotation, biological process: cellular response to calcium ion; regulation of dopamine secretion; calcium-ion regulated exocytosis. The coding region runs from base 169 to 1491 and encodes 440 amino acids.
GAAAGUGAUGAAAAAAUGAAAUACUAGCAUGUCAACAGGCCAGUUUCCGUUGAAGACACAACAGCGACCAGGAAUGGGGUCAUGAAGUUUAGCGUUCAGUUAACCAUGGCGGGAGUUUGAAAAUAACGACUGACUGGCUAAAUAAAGAGCUUCAAUGUUAGCCUUAGAAUGAGCUCAACAGCUCGCUACAUAGCUUAUGCCAUAGUAAUCAUCUUUGGACUWGUAGUAUUUGUAUUAGUUGCAAUCCUUGCUAUAACGUACUUCACUCGACGAAGACGCGCUCGUUAUUCAAGAGGAGCAAGGCGUUUGCACUCUCAAUACUCUUUCAUCUCGCCUCUUGAUCAUCCACAAUUUGUAAUUMCACCGUAUGUCACCGACGAGGACGUAUUUGAGAGCGGCAGCGAAAGUUCUUUGAGUGUAAUCCAAGAGGAAACAAGUGAGCGCGGUUCGCCCUUGAAUCAGUCACCGCUUGGGACUCCAACGAUCACYCGACCUCAGUUGCAAAGAUCUGUGAGUGAAAUUGAAAGCAGGUAUAACAGAGAACGGUCGAGACCGAAAUAUCGUAGAACWGUUUCUACGCUUGGAGGAUCWCUGUCUCAUCAACAGCUAAAGAGGAAGCCCUCGGCCGUGCCUCCACAUGGGAAAAUUCAAGCUUCGAUUCAUUAUGAUACAAGUAAAAGUUUACUGGUAGUUGAGCGCUCAGAUCCUCUUACAARUAAGCUGAUCCGUGAUUGGUUGAAUUUCACCUCGGCAGCCAUGCUCGUUGAUAGAAAGAAAAUAUUUGAUGGGAAAAAAAACUUGAACAAAAAACUCNUCAGCGGCGAAGACGAAAAAGACAUGCGCACAAAUUUCAUGAAUCUCUCGACCAAUAGGAUUUGUGCAUUUGAUCGUGUUGCGCUGGAAAAGGCGAGGGUGUCGACAUUAAAGUUCGUUGUUCUGGAUUAUGAUAAAUUCUCAAGAAGUGAAUUUGUUGCGGGACUAACAGUUCCACUCAGCGAGCUAAAUAUAGAAGAAGGAGAAACCAUUUUGCGAAAACUUAAAUCGCAAGGAAUGCCCGAAGUGGAUGAAUCGCUGGGAACACUGUCGGUAUCCCUGUGCCAGGAACCAAGGGAAGGCCGUUUAGUUGUUCACGUAAUCAAAGCGGAAAAUUUGCCAUCCAACAAAACCGAAGAAUUAACUGAUUCAUAUGUGCGAGUAACAUACCGUGCACAGGGUAAACAGAUCGACAGACGAAAGACUAAGGUCAUUAAGCGAACAGCAAACCCAGUUUUCAACGAGCCAUUUAUCUUUCAAAUGAAAGAAGAAGAGUUAACUCACUCCAGCGUUGUUUGUGAUGUCUUUUAUGGCGAUUUUAAACUCAAAACAGCAAAGAUUGGUCAUGUAAGCCUUGGUACUGGCCAGGAAUCGUUUGGAAGCGAGAUUAGACAUUGGAAUGAAAUGAUGUCAUCGCCUGAGAAACAAAUUGUCCAAUGUCAUAGCUUACGCUCGUGAAGAACACAGAAUAAGACAGUUGUCUUCAAGUAAUUCUAUUGAAAGGAUCAUUAAACACCCCAAAACUAAGGAUUUUGUUAUGGUCGUACUAUAUCAUAUGUGUUAAAACGAUUGUGGUUUGUGUCUUUGAAGUGUUCUCUAACCCGCCAAAGUGCUUGAUUUCACAAAUGUGAACCAUGUCAGUCCAUACUUUAUUGAUAUUAUAAAAAAAUGUCACCAGUUGAGGAGGUAUAUAUUCGUAGCGGCAAAACAACGCAUAUUUUACCUACCAGAUCGAGCGUAUAAACAACAAUAUUAUAUUCAUUUCCAUAUUACUGUUCCCAGCACCACUUGAAAGGUGUGUAGCCUAGCCUUUGCAUCAAAGCGAGCUUGCAAUAAUAGAUACCUGUGAUUAGUUAAUUGUCCUUGGUGUGAUUACAAGGUAUUUAUCACUCAUGCAGGCUCAACUACUGUCUGGUAUUGAUGCAAAGGCUUGGCAACCUUUCAAGAUGGUACAAAAUGGAUAAUUGUGAAACGUCGGGUUGAGAAAGGGAAUUAGAAUGGCUUUCAUACUUGUCUAAUUCUCUGAUAAAUUUCACAUAUAGCAUCGUUCUUUGUAAUAUAUUACAUUACAUUGUUAUCAAUUGUAUUGUAAAUCUAUUGUUGUAUGUGUUAGAUUUGAAACACGGCCUUUGUGCAAGUCAACGACAUUUACGUCCAUUUAAUCCCCUUAACUAAAUUAGUAUUAUUUUGUUCUUGUUAUCUGUUUAAUUGUGUCAACAAUCAAUCAGUUCAGCAUUAUAUCGAAUCACGCUACAUUAAGGUGUGCCAAGCUCGUCAACGUAACAAACCCCUUUUGUCAGUUUUAAGUUAGCCAGUAAGCUACAAUCGUUUCAAUAUUCAUCGUCUUAGUAAUCUAUCUCUAUCUGGUGCAUCUGUAUACCAAACUUCAAACCGACAUUCUCGACAUUAUCAACAUUCUCGACAUCAUUAUCGUCAAUCCGUAAAUAAAAUCAUCAAUUCCA